Molecule: messenger RNA, 3618 nt
Organism: Rhipicephalus microplus (southern cattle tick)
Lineage: Eukaryota; Metazoa; Arthropoda; Arachnida; Ixodida; Ixodidae
Gene: Pect
Product: phosphoethanolamine cytidylyltransferase
Biological process (GO): phosphatidylethanolamine biosynthetic process
Cellular component (GO): cytoplasm
Molecular function (GO): ethanolamine-phosphate cytidylyltransferase activity
Source: RefSeq, a predicted model, not a curated record
GUCAACGCGGCGGCCGCGUACGCCGAUACGGGCUCAGGUGGAACGUCGUGCGCGUAGUUGUUGGCGUUUGUGGGGACCGGGAGCCAGCUCGCGAUCGGAAUCGACAAUGAGCGGAGAACCUGCCGGAAACGACGGCAUCGUCCGAGUGUGGUGCGAUGGAUGCUACGACAUGGUGCACUUCGGUCAUGCCAAUCAGCUUAGACAGGCCAAGGCGAUGGGCGACUACCUAGUUGUCGGAGUUCAUACCGACGAGGAGAUAAAGAACCACAAGGGACCACCCGUGUUCACGGAGCAGGAGAGAUACAAGAUGGUCCGUGCCAUCAAGUGGGUUGACGAGGUCGUUGAAGGUGCACCCUACAUCACAACAUUGGAAACUCUGGACAAGUACAAGUGCAACUUCUGUGUUCAUGGAGAUGACAUCACGUUAGAUGCAUCCGGAGAAGACACCUACCGCUACGUCAAAGAGAGUGGUCGCUACAAAGAGUGCAAACGGACAGCGGGAAUUUCAACUACGGAUCUCGUUGGCCGAAUGCUGCUGAUGACCAAGCAGCAUCACCACAGAGGUGCGAAGGAGUACGGGGUGGACAAGGAACAUGCAGGCAACAUCAGCAAGUUAUCUGGUUUUGAUGACGGUCUAACCACAGCCUGCGUCAAUGGAAAUGGUGACUCCACGACGCACAGCCCAUGGACUGGAAUCUCCCAGUUUCUGCCAACAACACAAAAGAUCAUACAGUUUGCUGAGGGAAAGGAGCCUAAGAGUACAGACCGCAUUGUUUACGUGGCGGGAGCGUUCGACCUUUUUCAUGUGGGCUAUUUAGACUUCUUGGAAAAAGCCAAAGCGGAAGGUGACUACCUUAUCGUUGGGCUCCACACAGACCCUGUGGUGAACAGGUACAAAGGUUACAACUACCCCAUCAUGAACCUCCACGAGCGCGUGCUGAGCGUUUUAGCCUGCAAGUAUGUCAAUGAAGUUGUCAUCGGAGCACCCUACUCGGUCACAACAGACCUCAUGGAGCAUUUCCGCGUCCAUGUGGUGUGCCAUGGGAAGACUCCAAUCAUGCAAGACGUGGAUGGCAGUGACCCUUAUGCGGAGCCCAAACGCAUUGGCAAGUUCAAGAUACUGGACAGCAAGAACAAGCUCACCACGCAUGACCUGGUGCAGCGCAUCAUACGCAACCGGUUGCAGUACGAGAUGCGCAACUAUGAGAAGGAACGCAAGGAGAUGGCAGUGUAUGAUGCUUGGCUCGUGAGCCAGCAAAACAACUACGUGGGGAACAACAACGUUGGAGAGUGAGGGCCUGAAAGGGUCGCAGACGAACGGGUUCCCAGAGAUGAAAGCCGGCAUGGAAGAGAGCAACCAAACAUUUGCCGGGCUUCAUGUUGCAGCGUUGGUGCAAUCGCGUGCCAAGAAAUGGGUGCAACUGUUAAUAAGGACCACGUUUCGAAUCCGUCUAGCGAGUGCAGCCAUCAUUCAAAGGUGCAUUGUACCGAGAGCGUGUUCUUUUUCAUCUGAUAGCUGCAGACAGCUCCAUCAGACCUUGCACUGUGCAUGGGGAGGACGUCGGGCGCUCGUUGAACUACAGCCGCGGGACCUGCACUUCCCCCAGUUCCCACCAUGGCUUAAAAGUUGCAUGGGAGGCAAAAGACAUUUAGUCAUUGUGUGCUACGCACAUAUAUUGUUUAAUUUUGUCAUUGAUCGGGACUCGCUAUGUAAUGCAAAGAAGUAUUGUGGCCAUAUUAUUGUCCAUUUCGGAAAUAGGGAAACUCAAUCAUCACCUUUCUCUGAAGAGUACUCAUUUUUGCUUGCUUUCUCCUUUUAAGAGAGCUAUGUGCAAUGACUAACUGAAUGAAUUUCUCUUUAAAUUGUGUCAAGCAUAAGUAUGAUUUUUCUAAGAGACCACAGGUUCUGGUUUGGUCCUAAAAGGUCACAAUCAGCACCGGUCAGCUUGCAGAAGCCACUUCUUCUCACUUUUAUAUGCAUGCAUGCACCCUACAGCAUUAGGCACUGCAUCGCAACUUUAACUUUGUCACUGUGGCACUGCUGUAGAUAGCCUCAACUUCCACUUCUCUUGCGUGCAAAGCUUGACAUAACCAUCAUUGCCUCGACUUGCAUGUCACUCCCCUCUUCCCAUUCUCGGUCACAGGUGUCUCGCGUGGAAGCUGUGUCACGUACUUGCUUGUGCAAGCCAUCACUGUUAUGCAUAUUAUCCGUGAGCGCGCUGUUACAUAUAUUACCUUCAAAAAGCAUAGACAAGCAGGUUCUACCGCUCGAGGAAAAACUAGCCUAGUCUUGUCCUGCGGCUUCGAGCGGCAGUUGCACUGUACACACGUCACACCUGUACCUGCACCUUAUUUCUUUUGUUUCCCUUCUUGUACAUAGAGUGUGCCAUCCAAGAAAGUGUGUAUACAACCCCGAGCAAGACUUCUUGAAUUCUCCACUCGCAAAACAUGACAAUUUUCCGCGCUCCCUUCGACACAGACCCAUACAUCAGCUUUGUUUCGACAGAACUUGACACUGAAGGUAUUCCACCAGCACCUCUUGCUUCGUUGUGCUGAGCGUUGCAUCUGUUUGACGGAUGCCGUCACCUCAUGCUGCUUUUUUUAAUGAGAACUCGUUUACUUUGUUAUAUCAGAUGUCAUCUCUUGGUGCCACACAAUGCGUUUUCUGUGGUGGGAACGAUUUGACGUAGAGGUUAUACACAUGAGAUUUUGUUACGUGCACUGCUGUUAUGCACAUUUAACAAGUAUUCAGUGCAGGCCUCAAAAGUAGACCUCUGAACCCUUGUGCUAAAGUUUUCUACCGUCUAUUACGUUACAAUUCAUCAGGUAUGAACGUGUUCUGUACUUACGGCAGCAACCUGCGAGUGCGAGCCGAUUUAUCCGGAAGUCUGGGCUUUUGAAACUAUUGCGUGGCCCGAUUGUUCUUACGCAACAAUUAUUGGCUGUGCCAUCAAGGUGUUCUACAACAUGUGCUAAAAAUACGACAGGGCACAGAAACAUGCUAGUUGCAUUUAACUUGUACGUUGCGCUUUUCUUUUGUUUCUUUGCUCUUUCCAACUGCUGACUAGAGCAAGAUAACUUGAAUUUCUUCACGGAACCUGAACAGCUGCUUUGCUGUCUUUUUCCAUUCUAGCAACGUCCAGGCCUGUAGUUGCUGUUUUAAUAUCUCACCAGCUAUCUGCCAAAGACAGUCACGCAGAGUAUGUUUAGGAGUUAUAUUUCAGUGCGCUGAGCUGUUCAGACACAUUAGCGUCGCUAGUCAAUGGAGAGACAACUUGCAGUGUGUUUUACAGUGGUUGUUCGUGUGAUGAGAAGAUUGCCUUAUUUAUAUAGGUGCGUCUUGUGCAUAAAGGUGAGCAUGACAGGUGACCUAGAAAACUUUUUGUGCUCAUGCAUUCGUUUUUUAUUACUUUUUUAUUUUGGGGUUCUGUAUUUGUUAUAUAUUUAUUUGUGCGCAUCACCUUUUAACAUUGUUAGUGCAUGAAGUGACCUGUCUGGUCGAAUCGUGCAGCCAUUUUACAGAGGCUCUUUUAAAAAGGUUUCAUUAUCUGCACUGUCGUGAUGUUUUGAGCCUACACAGGUGCCAUUAAUAAAAUUUAGGCUUCUGUUGUACAAAAA